Messenger RNA from Pediculus humanus corporis (human body louse), 1329 nucleotides. RefSeq names its product class A rhodopsin-like G-protein coupled receptor GPRnpy2, putative. The transcript has 2 exons. Gene Ontology annotation, biological process: G protein-coupled receptor signaling pathway. NCBI's taxonomy places the organism in Eukaryota, Metazoa, Arthropoda, Insecta, Psocodea, Pediculidae. The record is from RefSeq and is a predicted model, not a curated record. Gene Ontology annotation, cellular component: plasma membrane; neuron projection. Bases 1 to 1329 code for a protein of 442 amino acids. Gene Ontology annotation, molecular function: neuropeptide Y receptor activity; neuropeptide binding.
AUGAAAGAAAAUGAAGAAGAAUCGAUUAUGCCGACGACGAUGUAUUCGAACGUCACGUCGCCGCCGCCAAUGGAUCCCAUAAAAUACCAUGAAAUCCAAGCGAUUUUUAUGAUUUUCUACACGGUCAUAUUUGUACUGGGAAUAUUCGGGAACGCUCUUACGUGUUACGUCGUUUGUCGAAAUCGUGCCAUGCAAACCGUCACUAAUUUUUUCAUAACGAAUCUCGCUUUGUCCGACAUAUUACUGUGCGUUUUAUGCGUACCAUUCACUCCACUCUACACCUUUUUAGAAUCUUGGGUGUUUGGUAAAACGCUUUGCUACAUUUUGGCACCUGCCACGAGCAUAAGCGUGUACAUAUCGACGGUCACUCUCACGUCGAUAGCCAUAGAUCGAUUUUUCGUCAUCAUUUAUCCCUUCCGCCGGAGAAUGAAAACGAAAACGUGUUUGACAAUCGUGCUCGGAAGUUGGCUUUUCAGCAUAGUGGCGACUCUACCCUACGGUUACCACUCGAACGUGAACGAAACGAGCGUGACGGCAUAUUACUGCGAAGAAGCGUGGCCGGGUAAUCACAUUCGGAAAAUAUACGGAUGCAUAACGGUGACGAUGCAAUUCAUCAUUCCCUUCACGAUAAUUGCUUUUUGCUACACGAAAGUGAGCCUGAAAUUAAACGAAAGAGCAAAACCGGGAACUAAAAAUUCUAGGAAAGAAGAAAUCGACAGAGAGAGAAAGAGGAGAACGAAUCGCAUGCUUAUUUCGAUGGUGUCGAUAUUCGCGUUGUCGUGGCUCCCGCUCAAUUGCAUAAACAUAAUAAACGAUUUCAACAACCAAGUUGGAAAUUGGCGGUACUACAACCUCCUUUUCUUUUUUUUCCACGCACUGGCGAUGAGUAGCACGUGUUACAAUCCGUUUUUAUACGCUUGGCUCAACGAAAACUUUAGAAAAGAAUUUAAACAAGUACUUCCCGGUUUCGAUUCGUGCAGACACAAAACGUCCAAGGACAGGCUACCGGGUUGGAGAUCGGAUCAAACGUGUACGGGUAACGAAACCGAAACGACACUAUGUCAAUCCGCGUCAAUUUUACGAAGGUGCAGCAGCAUAAGAAUACAAAUGCCGGAAAUGCUUAAACCUUCGGAUAAACAAAACGAAACAAUCGGACUCGAAAGUCUUCUCCUACCCAAAGCCUCGUACAAUAUGGAAAAGGAAAAAGUCGAAUUGCAUUUGACCGAAGAUGACACGAUUCUUCUUCAUAAUCAAUCCAACGGAAGCAAAUCAUCACCGCCGAGUGAAAGAAACGAUAGCGAAAGCAUUAUCGGAGGACAUCUUUUAUAA